CCUCAAUCUCUGUCUCCUCUGCUUCUACUUCAUCCCAAAAACUCUAGAUCUUAGAUGGGAUUCAGAUAUGUUUCAUUCUCUGUUUUUUAAUUUGAAUCCUUAAUCCCUUAAAUUGAGUUUGAAGAUAAGGUAAGCUUCGAUGAUGAUGGUUUGAUCGUCUUCAAACUAGACGAGUCGUCUUUCGUUGGUAGGGAUUGAAAACUUUGUCUCUGCCAUUGAAGAACAUCAUGAACCCGGCCAGACAAGUGAUUGUUCCUGAUGAAGAUGGGGACGGGGUGAUGAGGAGAAGACUUUGCCAGAGUCUAAUGAUGCAAAAAUUAUUCUUCCAAACUCUAAAGAUGUUGAGAUUACUGUUUCGAAUUGAGAUUGAUGCGAUGAUGAGAACCUAUGUUCCUGAGUAUGAUGACCCAAAAUUUGCAGUUGGGGAUAAUGAUGAAAAUUUUCACAUUUCUGAGUCCCUAUAUUAGAUGAAAUUUUUCACAUUUAUUUCUUGAUUUAAGUUUAAAUCUAUUUUUUUUUGUUGAUGAGAUAAUACCAUUCCAAAAAGCAAUAGUAUGAGCUUUUUUUACUAGAUACUCCGUGUUACUUUUUGGUUGUUCAUGAAGACCCCUAUCCUUUUUCAACUCUAAGGGUAUUCUU
This is a messenger RNA of Cuscuta campestris, 639 nucleotides long. Lineage: Eukaryota; Viridiplantae; Streptophyta; Magnoliopsida; Solanales; Convolvulaceae. The record is from the annotation of a GenBank genome assembly.